This is a messenger RNA of Scomber japonicus (chub mackerel), 621 nucleotides long. It is a transcript of the gene cep15, whose product is annotated as chromosome 3 C3orf14 homolog. The coding region runs from base 2 to 424 and encodes 140 amino acids. The transcript is spliced from 4 exons. The record is from RefSeq and is a predicted model, not a curated record. Lineage: Eukaryota; Metazoa; Chordata; Actinopteri; Scombriformes; Scombridae.
AAUGGCUGCUGCUGCUCCUCAACACAUGGACUUCAGAGACAAACAUGAGGAAAUUUUAGGAAGGAGAGCACAGCUGCUGGAGCAGAUGGAGAGUCACAGAGAUCAGCUGCUGGUCCAGAGGAAGCAGCAACUGAAGGAGGUUGAAGCAGCUCGCCACAGGAACCACACACUGCUGCAGGAGUUAGACAAGAUAGAGGAACGUCUCAGAGGGAAACAGCUGCCACAUCCAAAUGUCCUCGCUCUGGAGACAAGAUACUGGAUGUCUGUGGAAGAGUCCAUCCCAGCCUGGGAGCACUUCCUCCUGGGUAAAGGUCUACACCCCACUGACAACCCAGUACAGCCACACAGGAGAGCUAAGCAGAAACCAGGCACAGCUAAGAACCAGGGCCUGCCCCCCCGUCCUAAACCCAGGCCUGCUAGAUAGGUGAGCUCUGAUUGGGAUGGUACUCCUGUAGACUUUGUUCGUCACAUGACGCAGAUGGAACUAGUGCUGGUGAUUGUAUGAGAGGAUCACAAAGCACUAUCUAUUUCACAAGAAAGAAAUGAACUGGGUUUUUUUAAAGUCUAACAAAGAAAUAUAGUUUUCAAUGGAAGUAUUUUUGCAGUUUAUCAUUUUCCUGC